This is a messenger RNA of Scleropages formosus (Asian bonytongue), 1422 nucleotides long. RefSeq names its product alpha-2-HS-glycoprotein 1 (gene ahsgb). Gene Ontology annotation, molecular function: cysteine-type endopeptidase inhibitor activity. Lineage: Eukaryota; Metazoa; Chordata; Actinopteri; Osteoglossiformes; Osteoglossidae. Gene Ontology annotation, biological process: negative regulation of endopeptidase activity. Gene Ontology annotation, cellular component: extracellular region; blood microparticle; extracellular matrix. The transcript has 7 exons. Bases 46 to 1254 code for a protein of 402 amino acids. The record is from RefSeq and is a predicted model, not a curated record.
ACUAGGGGCAGUUCAUUCCUCAGGUUCCUGUGCAGCAGUGACAACAUGAGGGCACUCAUUGUACUGUCCCUGCUGAUUCAGGUGCUCUCUAUACCCCCUCCACCUCACGUCGAUCCCCAUCCCGUCACCUGCGAUGAGAAGGGGGUCCAAGAGGCUUCUCAGGCAGCGGAGAAACAAAUUGCAGUCUAUCACCACCAUGGCUACAAAUACAGGCUCACUAACACCGCCUCCAGCAAACUUCAAAAGAAGGAUGACACCGAGUGUGAAUUUCACUUGGAACUGGUGUUAGAGGAAACCGACUGCCAUGUUGUGAACCCAAAACCUCUUGAGGAAUGUCAGCUCAGACAGAUGCAUGAAACAAAAGUUGUGUCGAACUGCAACGUGACCCUGACCAUAGUAAACGGAAAGACAUUUGCAAUAAAGUACUCAUGUCACUCUGAACCGGCUUCAGCAGAGGAACUAGUCAAGGUGUGCCCAGAUUGUCCCAGCCUCCUCUCUUUGACCGACCCCAAAGGACUGGAGAGCAUCAAGGAAGCAAUGAAGAAGUUCCACGCAGAAACAAAUGAAACCAAUUACUGGAAGAUGCUAGAAGUUGGCAGGAUCUCCACACAGUACAUGUUCCAGGGACAGUCUUACUUUGCUCAAUUUGCCAUCGUGGAGACCACAUGCUUACGCCAAGACAAUCCUGAGGAAAGCAAGUGUAAGAUGCUUGGCAAGGAAGAAGUUCGUUUUGGCUUCUGUACGUCCACAUUGCUGGGAGAUGGUGAGAUCACUGUUGACUGUGACCUCUAUGAAGCACAGAACACAACUGCUCACUAUCACCAUCAUCACCAUCAUUUUCACCAUGGAGUUCCAGGUGGAAGGCACCAUGGCCCUCAUUCCCAUGACGGCCCACCUCCACACCAUGCUGACCCACCUAAGCAUCCUGGUGGCCACACUGAAGACCAUGUAGGUCCUCCAGGAAAGCCUGAUGGCCCACCAAAGUUGCCUCAUGGCCCACCAAAGUUGCCUCAUGGCCCACCUGGGCACCAUGAUGGUCACCCACCUGUCCUAAAGGAAUCUUCUGAACACCACCACCCACGCGUUUGUGGUAUGCCUCCUUUUAGGGAUAAUAAAAUCCACCCAAUACGUUCCUUCCCACCACCCUUUAUGCGCCCAGGCUUCAAGGGUUGCCACCACCACCACACCAUUCCACCUACGAAUGGUGAAAGCCACGAAGGCAUAGUGGGAGGCGCAGGUCCACGACACGUUUAAAACUGACCAGGGUUGUCUUUGGGUUAGAAACAGAGCUAUGACAUUGUCAGAAGUUUCUUAUAAAUUGUAUUAAAAAUCCAUAUUAGCUGGACAUUACUUUAAAAGCAUAACUGUUUUUAAGACAAAUCGAAAAAUUCUAUUAAAAUUAAAUGUCUCUUUUCCUGAAAA